This is a messenger RNA of Triticum dicoccoides, 1588 nucleotides long. RefSeq lists its product as uncharacterized. The coding region runs from base 602 to 1363 and encodes 253 amino acids. The record is from RefSeq and is a predicted model, not a curated record. NCBI's taxonomy places the organism in Eukaryota, Viridiplantae, Streptophyta, Magnoliopsida, Poales, Poaceae. The transcript is spliced from 6 exons.
CCUUCUUGACAUCCUUGAGGAUGUUAGCGGAUCGGCUUCCCCUCUCUCCUCCUCCACCCGCCGCCACCCUCUCCUCCUCCUUCCUGCCGCCACCCUCUCCUCCGGCCAGAUCGCCCUGUCGCUCCGUCUCGAUUCCUUUCCUCUGCCAAGGUAGACCCGUCUCGGUCCCUCUCCUCCGCCCAGAUCGCCCCAUCCCGGUCCAUCUCCUUCGCCGAGGACGACAUCCCUCUCCUCCGGCAAGGUCGCCGCCGCAGGUCCUCGUCCUCGUCAAUCCCUUCUCAUCCACUGCAAUCUUUUGCCGGAUCCGUCCACCCUUCGCCGCCUCUACUGCAGAUCGAUCCUGUGGCACCGCCCUGCAGAUCCCGACCUCCAAGCCAAGACCUAGUUCCACCUUCGGCACCUUGCAAGUUCACAUGUUCCAAUCAGGACAUAACUUUAAGUGAAAUGGUAGCAAUAAUACAUGGCGAGUUAAAGACAUGACUACUUUGGAAGUGAUGAAGUAUGAAAAAUUGCGGAAAUAGGAGAUAAUGUGUGGUACACAACUGGGGUUGAUCGUUGAUUGGAAUCCCCCAAAAGCAGUUGCUGAAGUUCAAAUUAGGCAAUGGAUCUGGACACAGAGAAUCGUCUAGCUUCAUUACUCCUUGAAGAAGCACGGAGAUUACAGUCAGAGGCUGACAGGGAAGGUGUUCAUGCAUAUCUGCAAAAGCCCAAUGUUAGGCAUCGCCCAAACUCCCGGUUCCUCACAGCCACAGUUCGUGGAGUUCAACAAGCAAACCGUGUUGUGGAGGUUGAUGAAAUGUGGCGUGCCAGGGAGAAGGAACUUGAACUUGAGUCUAAGCUGAAAAGAAGAAAUAAAGAGCGUGGUGACUCUAGAGGGGAGAAACGCAAAGGUGACUCGAGAAAUAUGAGUUCCAGCUCAAAGAUUGAAGAAGGAACUGCUUAUAAUAGUUCUUACUCAGACCAGGAUGAUGGUCUAGGGGAUGAUGAAGUUGAAAAGUUUCUGCAUUCAAGGGUAAAGCGAGGAAGAGGUGCCGUUGGCUCUAGGAUGGAUGAACCUGGUCCAUACCUAAAGGCUUCAUCGCAUUGUCGAGACAAAGAACCUAGCCCGGAUAUACGUUUGGAAGAAAAAUGGGAACGCCGAGUGCAAGGUCCGGAGAGGCCACUGUUUUUGAGAUCCAAGUCUCUUGAUGAUUGUUGGCAUGGGGAAACAUUGGAUGAUAAUAAGCCAUCUAGCUCUUCUGAAGCACACAGGAAGAAGGAAAAUAAAAAGGAGAGGAGAUCGGAGAAAAAAGAGAGAAAAGACAAGAAGAAGGCCAAGCAUCGCCACCGCCACCACCAUCACAAAAGCCGAAGAAGGGAGUGAUGUGCCCCAUUACUGAACUACAAUUUGUACACAAGAAAGAAAGGGUUCUGUUACUGAAAGAUGCUGCUACAUGCUGCUAUUACUUGUUCGUUGGCACUGUGGAGUAACUAAAACUCCGCCAGCGCGCACAAGGGGAUGCGGUUGGCACUGUGCCCCGUGUUUAAACAUGUUAUGUGUUGCUCGAGUUGAACUUCCUUUGCCUAUAACAUGAUUGGCAUCUGAUGA